AUGGGUCAAGUGGUACCUCAUAUUUAUAAUUCAACACAAGAGACAGUUAAAAUUUGUUUGAUGGAUACGGAGAACAAACCAACUGAUGCGAUAAUAUUGGCUGGUGAAAUAUGGAGUAGAGAGACUAAAUAUGGUUGUAAUACAAUCAUUAUAAUACCGUUAAAUUCUAAUCAAAAUACAUUCUCAUACACUCUUCAUUAUAAUAUGGGUUUAAUCAUCAAAAGAAAAUUAGGAAAAUUAGUAUUAAUCGAAUCUAAACAGUCUCGUCAAUUGGAAAGGGAUGUUACACUUAAGGGCCAUGAUUGUGGUAAACCACAACCAAGUCCCCCAUUUUACUAUCAAAGUAACGAAUGUUGUAAAACAGGGUGCAUAGUCUUCAAUGAAUCAGAUGAGCCAAUCAGAAUUUGUGUUACUGAUUUUAAUGGUCGCAAUACUCAUGUGAUUUUAGAUCAUGGUGAACAUAAUAUAGUUGAAACAAUAGGAACAACUUCAAGUGCAAAAAAGCUUUUUCUUUACCCAUCACAUUAUGCACCUGAAAUAUUGGUAUCUGUAUUAGAUUUUGAUCGACUUAAUCAAGAACAAGAUCUUAUUGCAAAAGCGAAAUAUUCAAUAACUUCUUACAUGCACCAGGUAGUGGCUGGAGGUCACCGGUUUAUAUUCUUAAGAGUAAUUAAAAAAGAUGGAUACUUUACAAUUGAACAAGAUGCGCUCCAAUUUGACAAGUUGUGGAAUUCUGCAGAUGCUCCUUACAAUUAUUUGCUUAGUAAAGAAUUUAGUCAAAAAGUUCAAUCUCUCGGAGCACCUUUUAAGACAAUAAAAACACCUGAAGGCAAAUAUGAUGUUGUUCAUCAGCAAGAUGAAAAUUGUUGUAUUUUGUAA
Rotaria sp. Silwood2 is the source of this 879-nucleotide messenger RNA. NCBI's taxonomy places the organism in Eukaryota, Metazoa, Rotifera, Eurotatoria, Philodinida, Philodinidae. The record is from the annotation of a GenBank genome assembly.